CAUGCAGACAGAUUUAGACCCACCCCUAUUAUCAUCCCACAUGGAAGUGUGAGGAAAGGCCUGCAAGACAUCUGCCUCAGUGCCUCUUCUCUCUCUCUCUCUCUCUCUUCUCUCUCUUGCUCUUUCUCCCUGCAUUUCCCUCUCCAUAAUAAAGGAUAAUAAUAAAGCGGUUACAGUAGUUUUAGUUGCAACUCCUUCACAUUUAAUUUCCCCCCUUUUAAUUUUUUUUUUGGUAGUUUCGUCGCAAUCUCUUGCAUUUUGGAAUUUUCUCCUGUUGCAUUUUCUUCUUGGAUAGAUCUGUGUUGGCAUUUACUUUCUUGGGAGCUCAAGGUAAUGGGUUUCCAUUGAUUGUUUGUUGCCAUGGCUUUUACCAAGUUCUGUUGUAUGUUGUCCUCUAUAUAAUGAAAAAAAAAAUAAAGAUUUGAUUUUGUUGUCUGGGUAUCUUGAAUUUUUGCUUCUGUUUAUGACUGGUUGAAUGUAGAGGCAAAAUCGACCAUUUUUCUUUGAAGGAUCUUGUUGGAAGGAAAUUUAUUGUGCACAAAAGUUGAUGUCUUGGUGGUUGGUGCUAAUAACUUCUGAUUACCUGUAAAUUACUAGGAUUUGAGUACAAAUUUUGGAUGUUUGCUUGAGAGAAGCUGUGAAGAACUCACGAUUGAGUAAAUCUUUACGUUAAUUUGGAGAAGGAUUGUGUUUUGGGUUUUGGUUUCCCUUACAUUUGAAGGGAAAAAUGGAAGUAGAUGCAGGGAGCUAGCAAUGGCUAUAGGAGGAGAAGGGGAUUCUAGAUUUAUACUUUGACUACAAAUUAGGUACUUAUAUUUGUAGAGAGACUGUUGUUUCUUAUUUGGGAUUACAGCUGAGAGCUGAUUUGGAGAGGGAGUUCCAGUUGAAAUUAUGGGGGUUUGAAUAUUAUAAUCCCUUUUUGAGGUGGGAAUUGAAAGCUUAAGCUUGUGUUGUUGGUGAAGAAGGGGGAGCAAAUAUGGCUGCUAAGCUUUUGCAUUCGUUGACCGAUGACAACCCAGAUUUGCAAAAGCAGAUUGGGUGUAUGACAGGGAUCUUUCAGCUCUUUGAUCGUCAAAAUAUGCUAACUGGAGGAAGGCGUAUGGUUGGCCACAGCCCUAAACGAUUGAUUUCUGGUAGUCCUCACUUCAACGAUGACACUUCUGAAAAAGAGUUUAGCAGUAUCUACCCGAGACCAGAUAACCAAAUUCAUAAAAACGUUCAGGAGAAACAAAGGUUAUCCACAGAAUCAUCGAGACCCUCGUUCUCGUCUUCAUCCCGCUCCUCUUCGUUCUCUUCUCUUGAUUGUAAUAGAACAGUUCAGCCAGAGCCCAUGGCUUUUGAUCGCGUGAUUUUUCCCGAAACUCCCUCGAGAGACCAAGCAAUGAACCAGAUAAAAACGUCUCAAUAUGGUCGGCAAAGCCUCGAUAUUCGGGACGUGGUUAAGGACUCUAUGAAUAGAGAAUCUCAGGUGAAAUCGACACUCAGAGAGGAGGUGGCAGAAUCUAUUACGAAGCACCGGGAUUCUCCUAGGCCAUUGCAACUUUCCCAAACCUUUGACGGGAGCUAUGGACCGGGACUCUAUGCAAAGCAGAAUACGCCCGUUGACCUUAAAGAAUCUCUUAGAGUUCUUGCUAAACUUCGAGAAGCUCCUUGGUACUACAAUGAGCCUAGGCAACUUUCGAGAUCAUCAUCGUACCACUCGAAAGAUGGUUCUUCUAUUGCUAUCUCCAAAGAUGCUCCUCGGUUUUCAUAUGAUGGGAAGGAAACCCGUCAUCUAUCCUUUGAAUCACGUGACGUUUCCAAAUCUGCAUUGAAACAGCUCCCAAGACUUUCACUUGACAGUAGUAGAGAGGCUUCGGUACGGCCUCCGAGUGUUGUAGCUAAGCUAAUGGGUCUGGAAACACUUCCCGAUUCUUCGACACCGAGUGAUAGUGAUACGAGGUCGACCAAGAAUUGUCGAGUUGAUGAUCCACUCCCGCUCUCGAGGUCUUCGGAAGUAAGUGACAAAUGUAAACAUAUCCAAACUUCUAGCUCCACGAGAAACCUGUGGAAGGAUCCGACUUCGCCUCGUUGGAGGAACCCCGAUUCAGCAAUGAAGCCAGCCUCGAGAUUUCCGAUCGAGCCAGCGCCCUGGAGGCAUUUUGACAAGACACGAGCAUCUGAGAAACAAACAUCUAGGAACACGAAAACUCCCGCGAAGCUUCCCAACUCGUUUCCUUCUGUUUAUAGCGAGAUAGAGAAGAGAUUGAAGGAUCUUGAAUUCACUGAAUCUGGCAAGGAUCUCAGAGCGCUUAAGCAGAUACUGGAAGCAAUGCAGGUGAAGGGACUCCUCGAAACCCAAAAAGUCGAGGAAUCGAAGUGUUCGGGUCAAAAGGAGCAUCAACAAAAGUAUGCUAGUUCUCUACAGACUGCAAAGUUUACACACCAACGAACAAGGCAGAGUGAUCAAGCGACUGGUUCCACGAGCAGGGGGUCUAAUUCGUUAAGGCACUUCGAGUCCCCGAUUGUAAUCAUGAAGCCAGCAAAACUCAUGGAAGAAUCUGGUAUUCCACGUUCUUCGGUGAUUCCACUCGAUGGCUCAUCCUGUCCCUCCAAACAUCAGGGUAGAAAGGGAGCCAAAGAUCAAAGAGUGAACAUAAUCAAUUCCUCUGAUUCAAGAACCAACAAUAGAACUUCUAAAUCUUCACAGGCUUCAGCUAGGUCCAAAGAAAGCACCUCGGGCUCGUUAAAGACCUCGGGAUCCAUCAGCCCUAGAUUGCAACAAAAGAAACUCGAGUUGGAGAAGCGAUCUCGGCCACCCACACCCCCAUCUGAUCCUAACAGAUCGAGAAAACAAGCAAACAAGCAACCAAUGGAGUCCAACUCCCCCGGUGGAAGACGCAGGCCAAAGAUUUCCACUACCCAGCAAAACGAUGACCAACUGAGUGAGAAUGAAAUCUCCGUUCGAUCAAACGGGAGCGUUAUAUCAGACUCAAAAGAAGAUAUAGAAGUCACUAGUUCUUUAGCGUCUUUCGAGAAAAACAGCAUCCAGAGUCGUAUGAAAUCUGUUGAGUCCUUGAUUUCUAGUUGCAUAGAAAAGAGACCAACUUCUGUGCUUCCCGAAGAUGGAUCAUUGGCUGCUAUGGUUGCCCCCGAGUAUCCCAGUCCCGUUUCUGUCCUCGACAAUCUCGUGUACACAGAUGAAUCACCCUUGCCUGGGAAACGUGUCCCCGAAGUCCUAGAUGAUAAUGGAUACAAGGAUCCUGAUAGAGUUUCUAGUAACCCGUCUGAUGAUCUGUUGUCGAACAACAUUGGUUCCGGGAUUACCCCCCCGGAGUUCAACAGAAGGAAACUACAGAACAUUGAGAAUCUUGUUCAGAAACUGAGAAGGUUGAAUUCUAGUCACGAUGAAGGGCGCACAGAUUAUAUUGCGUCGCUCUGUGAGAACACCAACCCGGAUCAUAGAUAUGUUUCCGAAAUUUUACUAGCUUCGGGCCUUCUCCUUAGAGACAUCGGGUCAAGCAUAACGGUGUUCCAGUUCCAUCCAUCCGGCCUCCCAAUCAAUCCCGAGUUGUUUUUGGUUCUGGAGCAAACCAGGGCAAGUACUUCAGUGAAGGAAGAAAAUAUCGCCCAAUUCAAGUCCAAAGAGAAGGUCCACCGUAAGCUUGUUUUUGAUCUCGUAAAUGAAAUCCUUGCUACGAAACUGGCUUUUCUUGGAACCUUUUCCGAGCCGUGGGUGAAGCCCCAGAAGUUAGCGAAGAACACCCUGAACGCACAAAAGCUACUUAGAGAGCUGUGCUCGGAAAUCGAACAGCUUCAAGCUAAAUCAUCCAAAUGCGAGGUGGAGGACGAGGAUGAUGAGCUGAAAAACAUAUUGUGGGAGGAUGUGUUGCACCGGUCAGGGAGUUGGACAGAUUUCAACCAUGAAAUCUCGGCUAUUGUGCUUGAUGUCGAGCGUUUGGUCUUUAAAGACUUAAUUGGCGAAAUAGUGAGAGGCGAGGGCGAUAACUUGAGGAACAAACCAUCGAGGCGCAGGCAGUUGUUCACAAAGUAGCUACUUUGUUUCUUUCCUCCAUUUUCAAUGCUUCGUGUCGGUCAGUAAUUUCCCAUCUCGUUUUUUUUUUCCCUGAUUUUUAUCGGCUUUGUAAUGAGUAUGAUUAUAUGAAGAACGCGAAAGUGCAGUUGGAUGGAUUUUGAAGGAAAAUCUUUCCAGUUUCCACUCAAGUGUACUAACAGUAUACUGAUAGUGAUGUCAAUCUGUUCAAAACCACCUUGUAUAUCUCUUCCCAGAAUUCUCUUUAGCUUAGAGCUCUGAUUUCCUGUCAUUCAAUGCUUAAAUUUGGACAGUGUGCUUCAGCUUUUCAUUUCUGGUUUUAUAUGAAUGGCAGUGUAGUAACA
Messenger RNA from Ipomoea nil (Japanese morning glory), 4377 nucleotides. Its product is annotated as protein LONGIFOLIA 2-like. Bases 977 to 4033 code for a protein of 1018 amino acids. The transcript has 5 exons. NCBI's taxonomy places the organism in Eukaryota, Viridiplantae, Streptophyta, Magnoliopsida, Solanales, Convolvulaceae. Gene Ontology annotation, biological process: regulation of monopolar cell growth. The record is from RefSeq and is a predicted model, not a curated record.